AUGUUGCAUUCAUCUGAGGCAGAUGUCGAUGUCCCCAAGCUGGAUCCGCCAUUAGCCAACGAAGAAAACGUUUCGAGAUAUAGCAUUCGCACAUCUCUAGAAUCAGACCGGCAGGAAGCUGACGAGCACACUGCCCUCCUAAGCGACAGGAAACAAUCUGGCGCUUAUGGCGAUCUCUCUGAGCUCGAGCGCCAACACCACGAGAGGCUGCAGACACGAUCUCGUCUGGCCGGCCCCAUCAGAAAGAUUCGCGCUUGUGGCUAUACCGUCGUGCACCCAAAGACGUGGAGUGCGAGAACGAUUUUCCAGCAAGCCGUCGUCCGGCCUACGAAGCUGCUUCCUGCCGUCAUACUGGGACUACUUCUGAACAUACUGGAUGCCUUGUCCUACGGCAUGAUUCUUUUCCCUCUGGGUCAUGCUAUGUUUGACGAUCUAGGAUCGGACGGCAUCGCCAUGUUCUAUGUUUCGACCAUUGUUGCACAGGUGACAUACUCUGCUGGUGGCUCAAUCUUCAAAGGGGGCAUUGGUUCGGAAAUGAUCGAGGUUGUGCCUUUAUGCACAAGAUGGCCUUUACCAUACUGGCAAAGGUGUAUUGGAGGCGUCGGCUUCUUUCUCUUCGUUACUGGUCUGGAGGUCUCAGCAAGACUUCCAGGCAACCUGGAAUACAACCUGGCGACGCUGCAGCAAUUGUUCCGAGCAGACACAGUUGGAUUGUGGUUGCUGCCACUGGGUCUCGCAAUCGUCCUCAAGGUCCUGCAAAAGUUUGUCAAGUCUAACAUGCUGGUGGGUGGCUACUUCAUUUCUGUGGCUAUAUUGUUCUACAUUUUCAAGUUCGCUCUUCGUAUCCCGAUGGCUACGCUGCAUUCGCAAGGCUGGAUCUUCGACUCGCCCCCUGCUGGAAAUCCUUGGUAUCAUUUUUGGACACUUUACGACUUCAAAGAAGUAGACUGGGCUGCGCUCGGCGAGACCAUCCCAGCUAUGUUCGCUCUUACGUUUUUCGGUUUACUACACGUGCCGAUCAACGUGCCGGCGCUUGGUAUCGCAACAAGUGAAGACAACCUAAACGUUGAUCGCGAGCUUGUCGCGCAUGGCAUUUCCAACUCCUUGUCUGGUCUGUUCGGGAGUGUACAGAACUACCUUGUGUACACCAACAGCCUUUUGUUCAUGGACAGUGGCGGGUCUGAUCGUCUGGCAGGACUGAUGCUCGCUGCGGCAACUUUCGGUGUGCUCAUCGCCGGUCCGGCAAUCAUUGGAUUCAUUCCCAUAUGCGUGGUCGGAGCGCUCAUCUUCCUCCUUGGCAUUGAGCUCCUGGAAGAGGCUUUGUGGGCGACAUGGGGCAAAUUGCACAAACUGGAGUACGCGACCAUUGUCGUUAUCGUCGUCACAAUGGGAGUCUGGGAUUUCGUUAUCGGUAUCUUCAUAGGUAUCAUCCUAGCCGCUCUCAGCUUCGUUGUUCAGACAUCACGUCGAACCGCCAUCCGGGCCACUUACUCUGGAGAGAUUGCCAACUCAACCGUGAGGCGAGCGCCACUGCAGCAUCUAUUCCUCAAAGAAGCUGGUCAACAGGUCUUCGUGAUCAAGCUUUCCGGGUUCCUGUUCUUCGGAACCAUUGUCGGUGUUGAAACAAGGAUUCGAGCACUGCUCGAAGAUGAAGCAUUCGAUCAGCGUCCUUUGCGUUUUCUGAUUCUGGACAUGAGCAGUAUCAAUGGGAUCGACUACAGUGCAGCGGAAGCGUUCACGAGAAUGAACCGCUUACUACAAAAGCGAGGCGUUGUCUUAUUCAUUAGCGGCUUAGAUCUGAAGGGCGAGAUCGGACACGCACUGGAAGGCGUUGGUCUUUUCGAAGAAGAGCUGGAUGUCAGACGUUUCCCGGACCUCAACCAAGCCUUAGAGAGCGCAGAGAACGAGCUGCUCAAGAGCCUUGUCCGACAUCAGAACAGAGCUACGCAGCGAACGAGCUCUAUGCAUCUCGACGUGCCGCGGUCUCGAAGUGCCGAUAUAUCGUCAUCUCUGCAAACGGAUAUGAUAAUCAGCUCGCCCCGUCGGAAUGAACUACAACGAGUUGCGGAGACAGCCGUAGAGGAUGUCCCGCCGGCUUCUUCUAAGUGGCAGGAGUUUGAGCAGCCUCUGCCUCUGAUGCUCGAAAUCUUCGACGGGUUGACUAGCCAGUCAGAGAGCUUCUGGUUCAAAGCGAGGCCUUAUUUCGUCCGGAAGACAACAGCAAAAGACUCGAUCUUAUUCAAGCCAGGAGAUCGAUCGAAUGGAUUCUAUCUGCUCGAAGAUGGGUUGAUGCGCGCUGAUUACGAUCUGCCACAAGGCAGGUUUUCGGAACUGAUUGCGCGUGGCCGUCCGUUUGGUGAGCUUCCUUUCUUCUCUCAGACGGCGCGGACAGCGACAAUGGUUGCGGAGAAGGACUCGGUUGUUUGGCAGCUGGAUGGUGAUCGUUGGAAGGAUCUGCAGUCCGAAGAGCCAGAGCUGGCCCAGGAAUUGCUCAAAAUCAGCUUGAAGCUGACAAAGGAGAGGAUGGACGUGACGAUGGCGUAUGUCCUUACGACUGCUGCAUGA
This is a messenger RNA of Cyphellophora attinorum, 2565 nucleotides long. RefSeq lists its product as uncharacterized. The record is from RefSeq and is a predicted model, not a curated record. Gene Ontology annotation, cellular component: membrane. The transcript is spliced from 2 exons. The coding region runs from base 1 to 2565 and encodes 854 amino acids. Lineage: Eukaryota; Fungi; Ascomycota; Eurotiomycetes; Chaetothyriales; Cyphellophoraceae.